Messenger RNA from Leptosia nina, 1635 nucleotides. The record is from the annotation of a GenBank genome assembly. Lineage: Eukaryota; Metazoa; Arthropoda; Insecta; Lepidoptera; Pieridae.
AUGGGUGGGUGUUUUUUAAUUGCAAUUUUGGCAGUUUUGUCUGGUUUAUUUAUAUUGAGUGAUGGGCAUUCGAAUCGUCCGAAUAUCGUCGUUAUUGUAGCUGAUGAUAUGGGUUGGGAUGACGUAAGCUUUCACGGGUCGCAGCAAGUGCUAACCCCGAACAUAGACAUGUUGGCAUACACUGGGGUGGCGAUGGAGAGGUACUACAGCCAUUGCGUCUGCACUCCAUCCCGGUCUGCCUUGAUGACUGGCAAAUUUGCCUAUGUCACAGGAAUGCAGGGCUACCCUCUGACAAAUGGGGAAGAUAGAGGGUUGUCCUUGAACCACAAAAUAAUGCCGCAAUAUUUUAAAGAUUUGGGUUAUGCUACCCAUCUUGUCGGAAAAUGGCAUCUCGGCAGUUCGCGUCAACACUUUUUGCCAACACUUCGCGGUUUCGACAGCCAUUUUGGUCACAGAGGCGGUUUCAUAGACUACUAUGAAUAUUUAUUAUUGGAAAAUUGGAACGUAGGAGAUGUAGCUGGUUUCGAUUUGUAUAGAAAUAUGACACCAGAUUGGGACGCCAGGGGUUACGUAACUGACCUAUACAACGAGGAAGCGAAGUCAAUUAUCAAGUGGCAUGAUACGGCACAGCCUUUAUUCUUGAUGGUAACUCACAAUGCUCCCCACGGUGCUAAUGAAGCAGCCCGCUUACAAGCUCCACCAGAAACGGUUCGGAGUAUGCGGUAUCUGAUGUCUCCGAAACGAAGAAUAUACUCGGCUAUGGUCAAGAAACUUGAUGACAGCGUUGGCGACAUUGUAAAGUCAUUACACGAGAAAGGUAUACUUGACAACACGAUUCUUGUGUUUGUUUCGGACAACGGCGGUAUAACAUCAGGGAGGUCCAUUAAUUAUGCCUCCAAUUAUCCUUUGCGAGGUCUGAAGUUCACUCCGUUCGAAGGUGGAAUUAGAGUGAAUGGAUUGGUUUGGAGCAAGAACCUAACAAGAGCAAAUCAUCUUUGGAAAGGCUAUAUGCACGUGGUUGAUUGGAUGCCUACACUCCUUACAGCAGCUGGUGCUGAACUACCGGCAGAUAUAGACGGCAUAGACAUGUGGGAGAGCUUUACAACAAAUGCUCCAUCUAAGCGAAACGUAAUUUUCGAAAUUGAUGAUUAUUCCGGCUUUGCUGCUGUUAUUGAAGGUGAUUUUAAAUUAGUCACCGGCAACGUUACAAGGAGUGCCAGCAAUCACCAGGGAAAAGACUUAAGAGGUUUCACAAAAGACCCACCACUUUAUAAAAAAGCUCUCAAGGAUAGUAAAGUUUACUCAGUAAUUCAGGAAAUGAAUAUUCCUUUAACUUCGAAUGAUAUUAAUCUAAGAGGAAAUAUCAAAGUCGAAUGUGAUAUAACAAACGAUAAUAAUAUUUGCUAUCCAAACAAUGAUAAAGUAUGCCUGUUUAACAUAAAGAAAGACCCUUGUGAAAUGCAAGAUAUAUCAAGCGAAAAUCCUGAACUCGCUGAGAAGCUGCGCAAACUUUUGAAAGACGAAAUGAAGCGGAUGAUACCGAGGACUGUGCCGCUUUUUAGAGAUCCUAGAGCAAUGCCGAAUGCAAAUAAUAAUUACACAUGGAAUAUUUGGGCCGACAAUAUUGCGUCAUAG